AUGGCUCAGACAUACUCUACCGCCGAGGUUGGCAAGCACAAGGACAAGGACUCUGGCAUCUGGAUCAUCAUUGAGAACGACGUCUACGAUGUUUCCCAGUUCAUUGACGAGCACCCCGGCGGCCCCCGCGUCAUCCAGCGCUUCGCCGGCAAGAACGCCACCAAGGCCUUCUGGAAGUACCACGGCGACUCUGUCCUCGCCAAGUACGGCGACAAGUACAAGAUUGGCGCUGUUGAGGAGAGCGCCAAGCUGUAA
[Torrubiella] hemipterigena is the source of this 255-nucleotide messenger RNA. The record is from the annotation of a GenBank genome assembly. NCBI's taxonomy places the organism in Eukaryota, Fungi, Ascomycota, Sordariomycetes, Hypocreales, Clavicipitaceae.